CAAGUCUCCUCCUCCUCCUCCUCCUCCCCGAGCUGCCGCUUUGGCGCCAAAUUGUAAAGCGGACGUGUCCAGCAUGGAGCCGGCGUUUCCCCGGGGCCGUGACGUUGUCCCUGCCUCAGACGGCAGCGAGAUGAAUGGUGGGGGUCAGACGCAGGCGAGCUGCCUGAAUGGGUAUGGCUGUGAAACACCCUGUAAAAAACGUGAUGACUAUUUGGAGUGGCCUGAAUAUUUCAUGGCUGUAGCUUUCUUGUCGGCACAAAGAAGCAAAGAUCCAAAUUCUCAGGUUGGUGCAUGUAUUGUGAAUUCAGAAAACAAGAUUGUUGGGAUUGGAUACAACGGCAUGCCUAAUGGAUGCAGUGAUGACUUGCUACCUUGGACCAGAACAGCAGAUAGUAAACUUGACACAAAAUAUCCAUAUGUGUGUCACGCUGAACUGAACGCCAUAAUGAACAAGAACUCUGCUGAUGUGAAAGGCUGCAGCAUGUAUGUUGCCUUGUUUCCGUGUAAUGAAUGUGCAAAGCUCAUCAUCCAGGCAGGUAUAAAAGAAGUAAUUUUUAUGUCUGACAAAUAUCACGAUACUGUGGAGAUGACAGCUGCACGACGCUUGUUUGAUUUAGCUGGAAUUAUAUACAGGAAAUUCAAACCUAAGUGCAGUAAGAUAGUCAUUGAUUUUGAUUCAAUUAACAGCAGACCGUGUCAAAAGCCUCUGUGAGUUACAUCUAAUUAAAUCUCUAGAAGAUUGUGAUUAUCCUUUUCUUAGAAGCUGCUAAUGCCUUUCAUCUUGAAGUUUGGCAUAACUUUUUAAUAGCCCACUACAGUUGUAAGUAGACAUCUAAGGAAUAUGUCAGGCCCAGAAAAUUUUUGUCCUCCUUGCCAUAUGUUUUAAGCUUUGACUUCCUGGAGUUUCCCAAAUCUUUUCUAAAUGGAACCUAUAGGUGAGGUCUGGACUUGUGUAUGAACAAUAGGAAAGGUGUGUUCACUGUGCCAACAUCUGAUCUGAAUGAAGAGAACCAAAGUCACAAGCAAUAACCUAUGAAUAUUGGCUCGAUCAAGAAAGCUGCUGGAUAGCUUGUGUGGUGACGUGUAACUGUAGGGAUGCAUCUACCAGCCUAGCAGGUCUGCACAAAGCACAAACUAUUGAAAAUGUCAUUUUUCAAGCAAUAUGGCUAGAUGUCUCUAUAACAGUCAAAAUAUUGUGUUGUGUGAAAUCCAUACUGGUACAUUACACCUUGAUAUUUUACCAGAUGUUCAUCUCUUUAAUUGCUUCUCCUGUUGCAGUGUAGCGUGUGAGCAUGUGUUCAAUUAUGUUUGAAGAAUGUUUUGUAUUGGAUGUAGUUUCAGAGUAGCUUUAAUUCCUUUCCCCCCAAGAUACCUUCCAUUUAGCAGAGGAUAAGUGCAUAAAUCAUUAGGCUUUCACCUAUGGGACUCUGUUUGGAACUGAUUUUAAUGUCUAAAAGGAGACACAUUUAUUGGUCUAAAUCUCUACUAGACAAUCCAGCACAUUACAAUUCUGGGAUCAGCCUCUAAGGUAACUUAAUCACUGCUUCCCCUCUAAGGGAUAUGAGGAGAUUCAGUCCGCACUGAGGUUGAACAUGCCAAAUGUCAUAAUUAUGGUUUUAGCUUGCUUUUAGUUGUUAAAAACUGGCCCUGUGCCAUAAGUUCUGGAAACAGGCUAAAACUAUCAAGGGCUUUCAAUAUCUCCCCUUCUAUUUGAUUUUGGGAGGGAAUGCCUAAUUGUGCAUGUUUAGAAAAUGUUUCCAACCCCAAAGGUAUUCAUGUUUUUUAAACAUUGUGAUGUUUUCCUGGACUCUUAUUUUCUAUGUUGAAACCAUUCUGUAGAUUAAGACAUUGUGUAAUUUGGCUUGCCACCAGUAUUAUUAAAGUCUUAUUAAAAUCCUA
Podarcis raffonei (Aeolian wall lizard) is the source of this 1899-nucleotide messenger RNA. RefSeq names its product dCMP deaminase (gene DCTD). Bases 74 to 712 code for a protein of 212 amino acids. Gene Ontology annotation, molecular function: zinc ion binding; dCMP deaminase activity. NCBI's taxonomy places the organism in Eukaryota, Metazoa, Chordata, Lepidosauria, Squamata, Lacertidae. Gene Ontology annotation, biological process: dTMP biosynthetic process; dUMP biosynthetic process. The record is from RefSeq and is a predicted model, not a curated record. Gene Ontology annotation, cellular component: cytoplasm. The transcript has 6 exons.